Molecule: messenger RNA, 1518 nt
Organism: Astyanax mexicanus (Mexican tetra)
Lineage: Eukaryota; Metazoa; Chordata; Actinopteri; Characiformes; Acestrorhamphidae
Product: serine/threonine-protein kinase pim-1
Exons: 8
Coding region: 150-1139 (329 amino acids)
Biological process (GO): protein autophosphorylation; regulation of mitotic cell cycle; negative regulation of apoptotic process
Cellular component (GO): cytoplasm
Molecular function (GO): protein serine/threonine kinase activity; ATP binding
Source: RefSeq, a predicted model, not a curated record
ACACACACACACACACAGUUUUAUACACAUACACAGUAUACAUGACCCAUGUGUGGAAUUUAGAAUUUAGAACACCAGCAUGACCUCACAGAUGAGUAGUAAUGUAAAGCUGCUGAACAGCUCUAAAUCUGUCAUUUCUGUUGAGUUUGAUGGUGGAGAACACACAGAAAGCUAUGGAGCCGUGCUCUGAUUCUACAGGUAGAGGUAAAGGAAAGAGGAAGAGAGUGGAGGAGCCAUCCAGCUGUCCUGCUCAUCUAGGAACGGGCAAAGUUCCUGUUACAGAUGCCCCGCCCAGGAAAAAGAGGAUGAAAGUGACAACUUCUGGAUGUACAAAGGCCAUAAAGCCAAACACCUUUGACUCGCUUUAUAGUACUGGAGUGAAACUUGGUCAAGGAUCGUUUGGAGCUGUGUUUGAGGGAACGCGCCUGUGUGACGGCCUACAGGUGGCCAUCAAAUUUGUCACCAAACGGGAUAGUGAUUGCUACGUCCAAAGUGUGGAUGAUGAUUCCAAGUCUGUGCCUAUUGAAGUAGCACUGAUGCUGAGAAUGAGCAAUCCCCCAGUUGACAACAUAGUAAAACUGAUUGAAUGGUUUGAUGAGCCUGAGCGCUUCAUCCUGAUCCUGGAGCGCCCUCAGCCAUGCAUUGACUUGGAGACCUUCCUUGACAGCAAUGGGGGAUCCCUCACUAAGACCAUGGUCAAAGAUAUCAUGCUCCAGGCGGUGAGGGCAGCAAGGAAGUGCUACCAGCGAGGCGUCCUACACCGAGACAUCAAGCCUAAGAACUUCGUCAUCAACACCGACACCAUGGAGCUGAAACUUGGUUGUGGGGACUGGGUCAGGAGAGAUGGAUAUGCUAAUUUCGCAGGCACAUUUAAAUACUGUCCACCAGAGUAUCUGCUCAGCAAGAGGUACCACGCAAGAUCAGCAACGGUCUGGUCUUUGGGAGUCCUGCUCUUCAGGAUGAUUUGUGGAUACCACCCCUUUACAACUGCAAAGGACAUCCUGGAGGGGAUUUCGUACCUUGAUAACAGCCAGUCUGAUGAAUGCUGGGAUCUGAUUCACUGGUGUCUGCAGUGUGAACCAGCUAUGAGGCCUUCUUUCCAGCAGAUCCUGCUGCACGACUGGUUUGAGUCAGCGUAGUCUCAGGUUGUGGAAAGAGAUCCCUAGCAGUGGCUUGCUGACAGAAAUAGUGUGGAAGUUGUGUGUAGAAGUUGGUGAGAAGUGUAGCUGUGUAGAGUAGUUGUGCUAUCCGGUGUCGACCAGAGGAGGAUGGGUUCCUCUUUAGAGUCUUGGUUCCUCCUAAGGUUUCUUCCUCUGAAAUUGAGGGAGUUUUUCCUUGCCACUGUUGCCUUUGCGCUUGCUCUAAAGAGGCUCGGACCCGGAAAAUACUAUAUAGCUUAUAUAAGCAAAUUAUGUAAUUAUAUAAGCUAUGUAAGUGAAUAAGUGAUUUGAAUGAGUGUAGAAGUGAACUAGCUGUGAGGAAGAAUGCACAGAAUGCAAUAAACAUGAAUUAAGACCA